CCUUGAGUUCAGAGGUUAGCUUGUUUGGUAACUUAGGCUAUGGAUGAAUGCGUUUUAUCUGAAGGUUUAAGCUCAGUAGGUUAUACUUACUGAAACGUAAAACAAUAUCAGCCCAUUUGUAGAUGGUAAAACUGAUGGAUUUAGUCUGUUAUCGACCGCAAAGCAUGUAUUUUUUUUAGCAGCGACUAGCUAAAAAGGCUAAUAUUAGCUCUAUAGCUUUGUCCUGUAGCUAGCUAAUGCUGCACUAAGUAUGCAGUUGUAGAUGUCAUAUUGUUUCAAAGCUGACCUUGUAGCAGCAAGUAGGUUUGAACGGGCUGUAUAAGAGUUAUGGCUUUAAUUAGGCUUCUGUGUUUGUUUAAUGGGAAAACUGUAUGGAGCAAAACAUUAGCUCGGACUGGUUGCAGGAAUGUCUGCAGUUCACCUUCAAGGCUGCAGAGCAUGUCAGCUUGGGUCAUUGAUCAGUAUGGCUCUAGUGGAGUUUUGAGGCACACAGAAGAAAUUGCUAUUCCCUCUAUUAACUUUGCAAAUGAAGUGCUGAUAAAAGUCAGUGCGGCCAGCCUUAACCCACUAGAUGUAAACAUGAGGGGAGGAUAUGGGGCGACAUUGCUUAACUUAAGGAGGGAUCCUUUGUCUGUGAUGAGCAGCUUCAGUGAGUUUCCACUCAUUCUGGGCCGUGAUUUGUCAGGUGUAGUGGUGGACUGUGGAUCUGAAGUGACUCACUUUGCUCCAGGAGAUGAGGUGUGGGCUGCUGUUCCACCGUGGAAACAAGGCAGCCUGGCAGAAUAUGUGACUUUAACAGAGUAUGAGGUUUCCUACAAGCCAAAAUCAUUGAGUCACAUUGAGGCUGCAUCCAUCCCUUAUGUAGCCAACACUGCUCUCUCUGCACUUGUCAAUGCAGGCGGUCUCUGCAGGGAAAACUCCUUAAAUAAAAGAGUUUUGAUCACUGGAGCAUCUGGAGGUGUUGGAACAUUCUCUAUACAAUUAUUAAAGACUUGGGGUGCCCAUGUGACCGUUACCUGCUCCCAGAAUGCUGAAGGCCUUGUCAGAGGGCUCGGUGCUGAUGAGGUGGUAGACUACACAGCAGGAGAUGUGGCUGAACAACUGGAGAUCAUGGAAAAGUUUGAUGUCAUUUUGGACAACGUGGGAGGCGAUACAGAGGAAUGGGCCAUGGGUCUGUUAAAGCCUUGGUCAGGGGCGAAGUACGUCACUUUGGUGUCACCUUUACUCCUCAACACUGACUCUAUGGGCCUGUUAGACGGAACAUUGCGCGCUGGCCUGACUCUGCACAACAAAGCCUUUCAGAAUAUAACGUCUGCUGGAGUCUUCUACAGGUGGGCUUUUUAUGCUCCCGAUGGGCCCACCUUGGAUGAAGUCAGCCAACUGGUGGAUGCAGGGAAGAUCCUGCCUGUUGUUGAGGCCCAGUUUCCAUUCACUCAGGUGCCUCAAGCUUUCCAGAAGCUGGAGCAGGGCCAUGCAAGGGGAAAAACUGUAGUGAAGGUGGCUGAAGAUGAUGAGGUUAUAAAUGCUGCAGAGUCUGAGCAAGAUGUGCAUGAAACAUUGCAACAACAUUGAAGAAAGAUGAAUGAGGAAAUAAAGAGAAUCCCUCAUGCACUUCUUUGACCUUUUAUCUCUGCUGCAGUCGACAACAGAAGACAGUUUAUGCUAAAGAGUAAAAACAUUUUGUGCAGAAGAUUUUAAUUUAUUUUUUUAAAAAGCGAGAAAGCCAAAAUAGGUCUGUCUGACAGCAUCUCCCUUUCUGCACUGGACUGGAUUUGUUCAAAUUGCCUACAGUCUGCAGUGUUUGUCUUUGCAGGAAACUUCAAAGGGAUUUUCAGUAAAGGAUUUGAAUUUGCUUUCAUGUCUGUAUUCUUACUGCAAAGUCACAUCAGCUUUCCCCAUGUUGCAUUUUAUUCAAACACAAUUAAAAACAGUCUAAAGAAUAACGUUGGCAAACAGUUGAGCAUAUGCAGUGUAAUUGAAAACAUUUAUUGACAAAAAUUAUUGUACAGCUUUGUUUUUAUAGUGCUGGUAAAACAAAAAGAAAAGGUCAUUUUUGUAUUUCAUAUUGCUUUUAUAAAUGCAGCUGGAAUGUAAGUCAUUGUUGUAACACUGUUUAAUUUAUCAGAUAGAAACAAAGAAUCCAAUGAAAACAUCAAAUAUACAUUAAACCUAAAAGACACAGAAUUGUAGGUUUUAAAAUUUAAAAUAUUUCCAAGUUUCCAUAGUUUAUAUGCUCAGCUGGUAAUAAUCCAUUCUUAGAAAAUUAUCUCUCCAGGUUGACCUCUUCAUCAAAAGGUUGUGCAGCUCUGGAGCUGAAACUCAUCCUUUAAGCUUCUAAAAGUUCUCCUGAAUAAUUAGGAAAAGUUCCAGCGAAUCCAUUUAAAUGAUCUCCACAUCCCACCUCUGCUGUAGUUUACUUGGGUCAAGAGGGUUCAGAACGACUUGAUUUUUAUCGUAGUGAGUUCCACCUAAAAUAUAAAACAGGUUACUAGUUGGUUUUAGAUCAUUAUUUACAUGUUAAACACCACAGACUUAAAAAUUAUUCAAAUAUAUAACAUGUUAUAACCCCAACUUAAGAUAAGUACAUGCUCCACAUUAUUUACUUCAUCAAAAUUAAAUAAGGAUUUUAAAGGGCUGGAUUUGUUCUGCAAUAUACAUUCAUAUUCAUUAAAUUCACUUCAUUAACUCUAGAUUAAACAUAUCUAUUAAUUACAGACUGUUAUUUUCAAGCCUUUAUUUUGAUCAUAAUGUGACAUUAAAGAUAGACUAUUACAUCUGACCAAUCUAGAAAGAUAUCUAAUAGAGAAAUAUAGGCUUAUUGAAAUGUUUGUGGAAAACCCGAUUAAUAAUUUUCAAACAAGUUAGAAUGCCUUUUCUAAUUGAUGGAAUAUGACUGUUAUUGAAACCAAUGUCAAAGUAAAAACCCCUAGAUCAUGUUAGUAUUCCUGUAUACUUUAUAGUUUCAGUAUUUAAUCCACAAGGUGUCACUAAUCGACAGCUUUUUGAGGGGGGUGGGGAGUAAUGUGGUGUCUAGUCUCCCCCCC
Cyprinodon variegatus (sheepshead minnow) is the source of this 3044-nucleotide messenger RNA. RefSeq names its product reticulon-4-interacting protein 1 homolog, mitochondrial-like. The record is from RefSeq and is a predicted model, not a curated record. Bases 328 to 1572 code for a protein of 414 amino acids. NCBI's taxonomy places the organism in Eukaryota, Metazoa, Chordata, Actinopteri, Cyprinodontiformes, Cyprinodontidae. Gene Ontology annotation, molecular function: zinc ion binding; oxidoreductase activity. The transcript has 9 exons. Gene Ontology annotation, cellular component: mitochondrion.